Molecule: messenger RNA, 2979 nt
Organism: Fibroporia radiculosa
Lineage: Eukaryota; Fungi; Basidiomycota; Agaricomycetes; Polyporales; Fibroporiaceae
Exons: 11
Coding region: 1-2979 (992 amino acids)
Biological process (GO): regulation of transcription by RNA polymerase II
Cellular component (GO): chromatin; histone deacetylase complex
Molecular function (GO): chromatin DNA binding; transcription coregulator activity; histone H3K9 demethylase activity
Source: RefSeq, a predicted model, not a curated record
AUGGACGUCAACGCCCUCCACGACGCCCACGCCCACAAGCGCACCUCCAUCAACGAGCUCCUCAACCCCAUCACCGCCCCCGCCGCCCUCGACCACUACAAUCCCACCCAGCUCCCCAGCCUUGCCUCCUUCCUUGCCCCUCACCACCUCCAGCCUGGGCCUGCGCCCUACCCUUCCGCUGCAUCGUCCUUCAGUCUCCGCGCUGCCAGCUGGGACCACGCCGCAAAGGACGGCCACAGACCCGACUCGGAUCCCAACGCCUGUCGCUACGCCCCCCCGAGCCACCCACUCUACCAAGAUUCUUUCUCUCGCCCCCCUCGCCCCCUCGACGAGGCGCCCUCUUACGGCAUCGACGUCCCCACAUGGCCUCCUUCUGCCGAGCCUCCCAAUUCGUCCUAUCCUCCGCCGGCCCUGCCGUCCAUCUACUCCGACGAGCGCACAGGUAAUUCCCAUCUCUUCCCCAUCACUCCUCUCGUUCUCAAUCCCCACCCCAUCCCAGCCGGCUCGACUCAGGCCGCACCAAAGAACUAUCCGCCCCAGCAGCACCAGCACCAGCACCAGCACCAGCACCCCCACCAGUACGAGCAAGACAUGGCCCAGCAAUACACAGCUGCCAAUGUCUGGCAGACCACUGAAAGAGCUUCUCUUCGCAUUGCAGCCCGUGGCUCCAUGCAAAUGCCCGUCCACAUGCAGCCCCCGCCAAGGGGCCAGGGCUCCCCUGCUGCCUACUACGCGCCUCCCGUCGCCUUCGCCAUCCCCUACCAACAGCCUCCCCCUCCCAUGCCCAAGCGCGCCUUGGAGUCGGUAGAGGAGGACGCCAUCCCAAAGGCCAACAAGAAGCCGAAGCCCACAAAGGCAAAGCCGGCAGAGGGCACAGCUUCUUCGCGUCGGGGCUACAACGCCAAGAAGCGCAGUGAGGCCGCCCAGAUUGUCGCACAAAACGCGCAACUGAUGACUACCGUUUCGUAUGCUCACGUGUCCAACGAAAAGGGAAAAGAGAAGGCUACCGCCGCUACUUCUCAAGGCGCCAUGAGGGUGGUAUCGGAUGGCGUCAUAGCACACCAGGAGACCUCCGGCCCCCUUCAUCCGGAAUUGCAGUUUGCCAGAUGCAUGUCGAACCGCUAUCGGUCAGAGGAAUUUCCGCGCUGCGUGUCCUGCACUCGUCGCUGGGCUGGGGACACCUGCCGCUUCCAGGGCAUCCGCUUUUUCCUGAAGAACGAACAGAAAGCCAUCGUCGGCAUCAGUUUCGUCGAGAGCCAGAAGCCCGAUGCGCCAUCCAUGAACUUCCCAAACAAGUGGAACAUUUCCCUUGAGAAGCAGCACAUCAGGCGUAUCAAGCGAACGGUCGCCAUGGCGUUGUUGCCGACUCUCAAGAAGGAACUUGAACAUCUCAGCCUCAACGAGAUUAUACGCCGCCCGAGGGAAAGCGAGGUCAGAGCGACAUGUGACACGUGCAUGACCUCUAUUUUCUCUAGUAGCUGGAUGUGUCGCCUCUGUGGCCGCGAAGCCUGCGCGGAGUGCUAUGAUCAGGUUAGGGAGCUGACCAUCGAUAGAGCGGGAGCCCCGGAGGCGGAAAUCGCCGCUCUUCAGGCUCGUCGCGAGAAGCACGCGCACGUCAACCCGUUCUUCUUGUCUUGCACCAGGCGGAAUGAGCAUCAGGCGAAGGACUUUUCUCCCAUGUCACGCUUUUGCAGGUCAGAGCUCGCAGACGCCAUUGCUGAGAUGGAGGCCAUGCUCCAGGACAGAGAUCACGACGCCCUUUUGCCAGAGCUAGGUACUGCCGAUGCCUCUCUGUCGACUACAUCCUCUCAUUCUGCCGACUGGUCGGCAUCCACACCAGGGUCCGAGAUAAGCGGUGUUUCCAACGUAGACUACACUGGUCCUCAUGCAUAUUCUGCCGCAAGCGGCGUUAGCAUGCCUCCGGAUCCCUCAUCAUUCACAGCAGGGUCAAUGACGCCACAGAUGGCAAGCGGAUACUCGCCCGUUCCUACUCAUGAGACUCUUCACUUCACCGAUUUGGCGCUCGACGAACAAAAGUUCCGCAGAGUUUGGGCUAGAGGAGACCCCCUUGUGGUGACAGGGCUCGCGUCCAAGUUCCACGUGAACUGGUCGCCAGACUACUUCACGUCCAAGUACGGCUCACAGAGUUGCUUGAUCCUGGAGUGUCAGACGGAGCAGAACAAGCGUGUCACGGUCGGUGAGUUCUUUAGUUGGUUUGGAAAGUACGAGGGGCGCAGGGAUUGCUGGAAGCUCAAGGACUGGCCGCCGUCGACCGACUUCCGCACGGCGUUCCCGGAACUGUAUGACGAUUUUAGCAAUGCGACGCCGGUUCCCAACUAUGUUCGACGGGACGGGGUGCUGAAUCUUGCCUCUCACUUUCCCGGCAACACUGUCGCACCUGACCUUGGCCCCAAGAUGUACAACGCGAUGGCGUCGUUUGAAUCGCAGGGGAGCAAGGGGACGACGAGGCUGCACAUGGACAUGGCGGAUGCUAUUAAUAUCAUGCUUUACGCGGCGUCGACACCUGAUGGACGACCAGGGUCGGCGGCGUGGGACAUCUUCAAGGCAGAGGACUCGGUGAAGCUGCGCAAGUUUUUGCGGAAGAAGUUCAAGGGACAGUUCCAGCACGACCCCAUUCACUCGCAGCAAUUCUAUCUAGACUCGAACCUGCGGCAGGAGCUGUUCAAGGACUACGGGGUGAAGAGCCACAGGAUAUACCAGAAGCCCGGGGAGGCUGUGUUUAUUCCGGCUGGUUGUGCGCAUCAGGCAAGUGUGCGGGUAUGCAACCUCGCGGACUGCAUCAAGGUCGCGAGCGACUUUGUCAGCCCGGAAAACAUCGAGCGGUGUGAGAUGCUGACGCGCGAGUUUCGCGAGCAGAACCAGUCGAUGGCGUGGAAGGAGGACGUGCUGCAGCUGCGCACGAUGAUGUGGUUCGCGUGGCUGUCGUGCUGCCGCCAGGAAAAGGACAUGGACGCUUAA